Messenger RNA from Theobroma umbraticum, 2190 nucleotides. RefSeq names its product calmodulin-like protein 3. NCBI's taxonomy places the organism in Eukaryota, Viridiplantae, Streptophyta, Magnoliopsida, Malvales, Malvaceae. The record is from RefSeq and is a predicted model, not a curated record. Gene Ontology annotation, molecular function: calcium ion binding.
UUGAAUGAGGGAGACAGGUAAAAAAGGUGAUUUCUGUUUAACUUAAACUUUCUAGAUUUUUUCUUUUGGACAGAUAGAGACUAGGAAAAGGAAAUGUACUUUUAGAAAUGCUGUCGUCCGUUGUUGGUACUAGGGAACAGAAUUAGGAGUUCUGUUUGGGAAUCGAUGAUCCCAGCUUCUUUACAAAUCGAACAAACAAAAUUUCUCCAAGAUUGCUUGCCUAGUGUUGUGCAGAAACUUGGGGUAAUCUGAGCUUUGUCUUUGCUUUAUUUGGGAUUAGUGAAAUCCCAAAUCAUCAGGAAAAGAGAGAAGCAGCAGUUACUAUCAUUUCUCCUCACCAAAUGCAUUAGAAAUGGAUAGGAGUUUUGGGACAAAAACAGGAACUCAUAACAGGCUGCCUUCCAAAAAAGAACUGGAGCCAAUCGCUCCCCUUGCUGCGGAGGCCACGACGUGUAAAAACAAACACAAGGGUAGUUGAAAACGAAAUAUGCCGGCCCCUUUCGGUUGUGCUAUAUUAUGAAUUCAGCUGGCAUCCACCAGGACAAGACUUGAUCAACGCAAAGUUAAAAGGAAGACUGUCAUAAUCCUUGAUCCUCCAUCCAUGCCCUUGCUCUCUAUCGAAUUUUCAAGAUAAAAGGUAAAGAGAAUAUCCUUUCCAGAAGGGGAUCAUUUGGUCUUUGUGCAUGGUAUUGUACCCCAUAAAAUGAUUGCUAUGUGACAAAUUACUAAGCUUCUUGAAACAGCCAUAGCUUUCAGCUCCAACAUAACUUGCAUUUCAUUUUUUACCAGUUAUUUUCUUUGUUUCUCUCUUUGGAUUAUGCUAAGUUCUUGCAAAACCUGUUGGAUCUCUCUGUACAAGAGAGCGAAACUGUUUCUUCAUGUCAAACGAUGCAAGAGAAGAAACCUUCGCCGGUUAUCGUCAAGUUUUGAUUUGAUAACAUCGUCAUUUGGGGCCAUGGAACUGUCUGGUCAGUUUAGACAAGUAUUCAAAGUCAUCGACGCAAAUGGGGAUGGGAAGAUAUCUUCCUUAGAGCUCCGUGAAGUGCUUUUGUGCCUUGGACAUGAAAAGUCUACAGCCUUCAAAGCAGCCGAAGGAAUGAUCAGAGAAAUGGAUUUCAAUGGAGAUGGUUUCAUCGACCUGGAUGAGUUUAUGCAUGCAGUUAACACGGAUGGAGCAAUCUGUAGCAAUAGCGAGGAAGAUUACCUCAUGGAUGCUUUUCACAUCUUUGAUACUGACAAGAACGGGUUAAUCUCUGCCAAAGAGUUGCGUAAGGUUCUGAUUAGCCUUGGAUUCAGAAAGUGUAGCCUUCAAGAGUGCAAACGCAUGAUCAGAGGUGUUGAUAAGGAUGGAGAUGGGUUUGUGGACUUCAAAGAAUUUCGAUCAAUGAUGGCCGCAGGUACAACUUGAAGCUGAAGAAAAGCCAAUAAAGCUUAAUCAUGAAAAUUCUCCAGGUACCUAUAAUUCUUUUUCUUUAAUGUUCUGUCUAGAACUACGACCUUAUCAUUUGAAGCUUGGUCUAAACGUAAUGAGUUGAAAGUAGAGCUCUGUAAUUUAGCUUUGGUCCCUGAUAGAGCUGUCUAUAACACCAUAGCCAUAUGAUUAAAGUAGAAUUGAAGCAGAUUGUGUGAGCAAAGGGGGCAGAAUUUUAACUGAAGUAGACCCUUAAAUUUCAAGUUUGUAAGAAGUUUUGUUGGAUUGUUCCUUCUACCGGUAUCAAUGGUGCUCCUUGUCUUCCUUCCUUUCUGUCAUCCUCACAUCAACAUCGACGCCCACACUGCUCACAAGAAGCUUAAGACAAGUUUUUGGGUAUGGGUCCUCCAUCCUUUGUCUCGUCCAUACAUAGCCUCUCCGGAAGUUUUGUCAUUGGGUUAAUUUGCAAAGCUACACUGCACAGUAGCAAUGCCACGAGAAACAGCAACUUUUGUGACAACCCCAAGAAUUCUUGACACUAUCCUUGGCAAAAAUACAAAGAAAUGAGUUUGAAAUGUUCACGUUUUCUAUUUCCAUUUGUUAAUAUAUUGAUUGGUUUUCUCAUCACCCCACUUCGCUGUCCUUUCUAAGCUCAUAAACAGUUGGAAAUUGGAACCUUCUAUCAACCAAAUUCAACAUCUUAUCCAUUCCAAUUCAAAAAUGCCAACUAGAUAUUUUUGCAUGAAUGUUGCUUGUGGGUUAAAGCUUUGAAUUUGGAG